Molecule: messenger RNA, 1149 nt
Organism: Penicillium canescens
Lineage: Eukaryota; Fungi; Ascomycota; Eurotiomycetes; Eurotiales; Aspergillaceae
Gene: cgnA
Product: collagen triple helix repeat protein
Exons: 2
Coding region: 1-1149 (382 amino acids)
Source: RefSeq, a predicted model, not a curated record
AUGAUCCAUGGUUUCCUUUCCCUACACAUCCAGGACCAGGAUUUCCCCAGCCAAAUCCCAAUUGGCCUCGACCACCAAAUGACAAUUGCAAAAAAUGUCCUCCUGGGCCUAAAGGAGAUAAAGGGCCCUGAGGGAAAACAAGGUGAACACGGGCCAAAGGGCGAUCAGGGCCCCAAAGGUGAUCAGGGCCUCAAGGGAGAUGAAGGCAACCAAGGCGAUAAGGGUGAAAAAGGCAACAAGGGUGACAAGGGUGACAAGGGUGACAAGGGUGACAAGGGUGACAAGGGCGAUAAGGGUGAUAAAGGCGGCACCGGCGACAAGGGUGACAAAGGCGACAAAGGUGGCACCGGCGACAAGGGUGACAAGGGCGACAAGGGUGAAAUAGGCGACAAAGGCGACAAAGGCGGCACCGGCGACAAGGGUGAAACAGGCGACAAGGGUGACAAGGGUGACAGGGGAGCUACCGGCGACAAUGGCAACAACCAACGUCCUAAUAAUAACACCACUCAACAAGGCUUGUCACUCUCGGAGCUCGAAAGCCUUCGGCUUUGCCAGCCUAAGUCAAACACCGAUGGCAAAGAAGUCGAGGUUGGUGGCGUAACAUACAAGAUAACCUGUCGGCGAGUCAUUGCCGGGGAAAAGUACAGUGUUUUCAACACACAUCGCCUUGAAGAGGCUAUGGUUAUUUGCUCAACCCUGCCCGGCUGUGAAGCAGUUGGCGCCAGCGGCAGCUCCAUCGUCUCAUGGAACCCCAGUCGUGGUGUCGAAACAGCCCCAUCGCCUGAAGGGAUAGUUGCUGUCGCAUUGCAGGCUCGACCAUCGAAAGAUAUCCCACCAAACAUCAAGAAGGCGCGAGAGAGCGAGUGCCCAGAUAUCCAUGGGUCAACCUUGGAUGUAGGUGGUGUCAAAUAUGAAAUAUUCUGCACAAGCCGCAAAAGCACGCUUAAAGACCCUGUGAAAACAAUGAGUGCGGAGAAGAAUCUUUUUGAAUGUCUUGCACUGUGCUCUUCAGAGUCAAACUGCAAAGUUAUUGCACCAACAGGGACUACGCAGAAGUGUUCCAUGUCUGACACAGAAGAGUCAGGCUUUGAAAAUGAUGAAGGGGAGAGUAGGAUCUAUUGGGUUGCUCGUGCCAUGAACAGGGGUUAA